Messenger RNA from Pelobates fuscus (common spadefoot toad), 692 nucleotides. RefSeq names its product mitochondrial ribosomal protein L52 (gene MRPL52). Bases 89 to 499 code for a protein of 136 amino acids. Gene Ontology annotation, cellular component: mitochondrial large ribosomal subunit. Lineage: Eukaryota; Metazoa; Chordata; Amphibia; Anura; Pelobatidae. Gene Ontology annotation, biological process: mitochondrial translation. Gene Ontology annotation, molecular function: structural constituent of ribosome. The transcript is spliced from 5 exons. The record is from RefSeq and is a predicted model, not a curated record.
GACACGGGAACGUUACGUCAUUGAACUGAGCGCCGUGAUUGGACGACCCGACCUGACGUCUAGGAAGGGCAAAGCGAUUAGCGGAAAGAUGGCGGCGCCCUUGCUGGUAAGAAAUCUACAGCUCUGUGGACUACAGAGCAGGGCAGUGCUUUGCAUCACACAGAGAGGCGUGCAGACCAGUACAUUAUUAUGUGCAGGGCAGGAAUUUAGGAUAAGACAUGGCUUUGCUCGCAGUGGAUCUGAAUAUGGCCCUUUGACUGACCUCCCAGACUGGAGCUUUGCAGAUGGACGCCCAGGUGUGCCCUGGAAAGGACAGAUAAGGAGAAAAGAGGAACGUGAAGCCUUUGCUCGACGGGUUAUCGUUCUUAGUACAGAAAUGGAAAAAGGCAUAAAAAAGUGGAAUGACAAACAGCAAGCUCUUAAAGACGAACAGAAACUUAAAGAGAAAAUGCAGCUGAAACAUAAGGCAAUUCACAAAAAGAAUGUUAAGCCCCAGUAGGCUACACUUAAUUAUCUGUUUAAUUCACUGCAAUCCAGACAAUUGUGAUCCAGGCUUUGGAUUGUGUAUGUUGGGUGAACAUAAUUUUUAUUCAUACUGUAUGACAAGGUAUUUAAACCUACCAGAAGUGCUACAACCAUUACCUGUAAGAACAUGUUUUGGGAGAUUAAAGUUGAAUUUAUUUACAAAAUAU